CCGAGGCUUCACCCGCGCUGCCGCGGCUCCCUCUGCACCGCCUCCGCCCGCGCCAUGACUCCACCACGAGAGCGUCAAGUGUUAAACGUUUGAAAUCCAGACGCGCCGACUUUCGCAUGCUCGAGCGCGCGGACUGAGCUGCCGGAGAGCGCCGCGCACACGCCCCAGAGAGGACGCUGCCUGCUUCCCCUUCUUCCUGUCUUUUGGGUCGCGGCGAAGACUUUUGCAAAAAAGGGCAGCAAACUGGCUCAGGUCGCUCCCAGUCCGCCCAGUGUGACAGCCGCUCCUCACCCAGUUUGGCGGCCCGUCAGCAGCAAGAGGAUGGCAUCAGAGCUGGCGAUGAGCAGCUCCGACCUGCCCACCAGUCCCCUGGCCAUGGAAUAUGUUAAUGACUUCGAUCUGAUGAAGUUUGAAGUGAAGAAGGAGCCGGUGGAGCCCGAUCGCAGCAUCAGCCAGUGCAGCCGCCUGAUCGCCGGGGGAUCCUUGUCUUCCACCCCGAUGAGCACGCCGUGCAGCUCGGUGCCCCCGUCCCCAAGUUUCUCCGCUCCCAGCCCCAGCUCCGGGAGCGAGCCCAAGACCCACAUUGAGGAUUUCUACUGGAUGUCCGGUUACCAGCAGCAGCUGAAUCCAGAGGCGCUGGGCUUCAGCCCCGAGGACGCGGUGGAAGCGCUGAUCAACAGCAGCCACCAGCUCCAGCAGAACUUCGACGGCUAUGGCAGGGGCCAGCAGUUCGCGAGCGCGGCCGGGGCAGGAGGCGCCAUGGCCGGGGAGGAGAUGGGCUCCGCCGCGGCGGUGGUCUCGGCGGUCAUCGCUGCCGCCGCGGCUCAGAACGGAGCUCCACACCACCACCACCACCACCACCACAGCCACCACCACCACCAGUCGCCCGGCGUCCAGUCCAGCGGCACCUCGGGGUCCAGCCACGCGCACAUGCGCCUGGACGAUCGCUUCUCGGACGAGCAGCUGGUGACCAUGUCGGUGCGGGAGCUGAACCGGCAGCUCCGAGGGGUCAGCAAGGAGGAGGUCAUCCGCCUGAAGCAGAAGCGGCGGACCCUCAAGAACAGAGGCUACGCGCAGUCCUGCCGGUUCAAGCGGGUCCAGCAGCGGCACGUCCUGGAGGGAGAGAAGACGCAGCUGGUGCAGCAAGUGGAGCACCUGAAGCAGGAGAUCUCCAGGCUGGUCCGGGAGAGGGACGCGUACAAGGAGAAGUACGAGAAGCUCGUCAGCACCGGCUUCAGAGAAAGCGGAUCCAGCAGUGACAACAACCCGUCAUCACCAGAGUUUUUCAUGUCGUCGAGAAAAUUCCUCCAUCUGUGAUUUCAAGCCCUGCUCCUCCCUGACCCAGACUCCUUCAGAUAUCCUACAACUCAGCAGCAGAAAGCGGUUGACCAAUUGCACGAAGACACCUCCAAAGCACAAACAUUUAUGAAAGACUUUGCUGAACACAGGACGAAAAAGACCGGCUGAAAUCCCCCGAAGUGGAUUCCCUCCUUCUACUCAUACUAUUUUACUUCCUGCUUUUUUCUUAAGAAACGAGAAAAACCAUAGAAAAAAAAAGACAGACUCUCCAUGAAGAGAUGCCUGAAAGGGCCCUAGGUACAAGACUGUGGACGGACUCUUUUCUCCCCAGCAGGAAGCGAUGCAUGCCUUUGUAAAUAAACCAUACUACACAUAUUCCUAAUGUAAGACACAAACACUUUCUUAGCAUCUUGCAAUAUCGUACAAGCUAUAAAGACUGUGGAUAGAGUAUUCAUGGUUCACUAGUUUCCACAUGUGUUAUUACCUCCUCAGACACAUGUAACAAUCCAUGUCAUAGUUUCUCUUCAUUUGGAUUCUUCCAACACAGUUUCUAUUGCUGUUAAAACAACCUAGUCUUCCACUCUAAUAUCACCUUAGUACAUGUAUAUAGAGGUGACUGAAGGCAUCUGCAUGUAAUAGUGAAGUCAUUACCACAUUCAAACGGAUCAUACAUCUCGAUAUGUGACUUUCUAUUUAGAGGUUAAGUUUAUGACAGUUACGGCAUAUCGUCUAUUAAAGGCAUUAGAGGUACAUAAAGCUAUUAUUUGACUUUGAUUGUUAUAAGGCAACAAGUGAUUCAGGAAUCUCAAAUAAAUAUAAUUUCUACCGAUACCACAGAUUAAUUUUCCAGUCCCUGGAAUGUUGUUUUUUUAAAUACCCAACUGGCAAUAAGACAUCUCUCCUCACCUACGGUGGGUUGAAACUGUGACAAACACAAUCUUAGAUGGCAAUUUUUCUUUCCAAACCUGUGGAGGAAAAACACCUUCAGACUACAGAAUGAGGACCUCAGUCAUCAAUGGACCACGGAGAUGCUCAAAUUUGUCAGCAAACAAACGGAACCGGACAACCUCAAAGGUUACUAGGCCAUAGUGGUAAAGACCAAACACCUUUGCAUGGACAACUGGAACAAACACAGGCUUGUUGAGCACCUCACCUUCAUGCAUCCUCUACCUCUCAGCACUGCACCAAGGUACCUUCGACUCUUCAGUGAUUCCUCGUCUUAGCCCAACUGCGCCGCUGCAUGGCCCCACAGCCCCGCGAGGAGGGUAGCACGGAACGCUACUCACGGAUGACCACGACACUGGGGAAACCAUCAGUUCAAUCUCUGUAUUCAACUGAAGCAUCUUACCGCAUGUAGAAGACUCAUUGCACACAAUGCCACUCAGAUAUUUUGCUGUAUAUCCUGUAAAUGUACUCACAAUCCAGAGGCUGAACUUUGCAUGUUGUGGAUCGAAACACUUCAUUAUCCAUGUGAACUGAUUUCACAACUUUUUCUUUAUAAAUAUUGCGUGAUGGCAACAUGACUUUGACUUGUCGGGUGGUGCAAGGGUUCAAACACUUUGUUUUUUAUGAAAUUCAGGCCAUGUAGCUAAAAAGACGAAAGGAGACCAAUGAGCUAAGAAUGCAAGUCAUGAGGCCACAUUGCACUACUUUAAAUCAACUUUCAUUCACACCAAGAAUGACAAUAAAAUCAGCUCUGCGUGACGAAGCAAUAGACGCUGUGUGGUGAAACCCACAACGUACCCGAGAACUUCUUGAGGUAUAGUCAACAAAUCUGUUAAAGGUUUUACAAAAAACUUUGUUGUAUGUACCUAAAUAUUGCAGUCUCAAGAUUUUGUGAAAAGUAGUUUAUGGCCACAAGUGCUCUUCUGUUGAGAUCCUACAAAUCGAAAGGUUCCAUAACCGACGUGAUGUGCGUAGAAAUCCGAUUUAAGCAAGCUUUAGCAAAACACAUUGGGAAGGUCAAAUGACAGCAACUAAAAUGGCAUGGGGCUUUUGUUCAAGGCAACUUAACACGUAUUUUAGAUUUAAGGAACUCAAUGAAUUUUAGAAAUAUGUGAUAGAACGGAUAGUAUUUCGCAUCCAUCCUUGUGUGAAACCACCCAGUUGACCUAAAGCCACUUUGGAGAAACUGAAAACCUCCUUGACCUCCCACCUUGUUAUGCGGCGCUGGGUAUUUUCUGACCUCAGUUCCGUCUGACGUUAGAUGUGUGUUAAUGAGCGAGGUCCUUAGCUCAAGCAGAUGUUCCCCCUCGUGGUCUGGAGCUCCCAUCCUACCAAAGGCUCCACCUGUCCACCACAGCAGUAAAUUCUUACCUCCUGCCAAGCCUGCCACCGAACAAAUUACUCCUCGACAAAUAUAAACAUAAGAGCCUCACUAUUCACACUCUUGCCAAAGCAUGCUGAAUCGCAUUAUUUACAGCCUAAACAAACAUGAUUUGGCUCAUGACUUAGCUGUGAUUAGUUAAAGAAGAUUUAAAACGCCAUGCGGAUGAAAACGCCACUCAAAGAUGAUGCCUCCUAUGUCUUUGGAGGAAACACAUGCAGUGAAUACUGAUGUUCCCUGAGCUGUGAUGCUCCGUAUGUUUUCUUAAAACGGCUGCUCAGUGUGACACGGCUUUACUUUAAUACUAUUAGACGGCAUGUUUGUCACAAACUGACCCUGACCAAUACAUGGACGUGCACAGAUGUAUUCUCACACAAUGUGCGCCGGGGCUCAAAGCCACACGCAUGCUAAUCUAAACAGCAGCAAGGGUAUAUGUAAACAGAUCGUGAACAUAAUGGGAUUGUUCGGUGCGCAAACAAUGCUGUUAGCGUAACCGCAGGUCAAAGAUAUAUUACCCAGCGGGCAGCACUGCAGGUAUAUUAACCUGAUUGAUAUGUGGCUGAUAGGAACAGAGAUGGGAAGGAUAUGGAGCUAUCUGGAUUUAAAUUCACCCCCCUUUAAAGUCUAGUAGUUGACUCACAGCCAUUCUCAAGUCCUGCUUGUUUCUGAUGUUACAACUUCUUCCACCCAUUACGUCACUUUGUUUCCUCCUGUUGUUGUCACAGCUACUGUAAAGCUACAGAAGCUGAAAUGUAUUUCAUGAGAUUUAAAUAUUAUUCAAAUGUUAUACGCCAUAUCAGUGUGCAACAUUCAUUUUUCCAAAACUUCACUCUGGCUCUCUCAACUGACUCCCUUUGCGAUCCCUGUCACUGAACCAACAUCCACAAGUCACCUUGUUCGACGUGGCAGGCACACCAUCACGGACUGUCUUGUAGUGUGUCUUAGCUCCCGUGCUGUAGCCCCUGACCCCAAUGGCGAUAAACACUACAAUAUAAAUCCGUAUGCUAUGAUGGCAAACAGCCCACUGGCUAAUAAACGAUAUCUGACAAGAAUAUGACCAGUGGGCUGUUGCCUAACACACUGGAUGGUUCACAAGUGGAGGUCGUAUUUGGGAGCCACUGGAGCAGAGCAUAGUUUGUUUGCUAACUUACUAAAAUCUUCAGAGGAUUAUUACAGUAGGAGGAGUUCAAUAGUUCCCCUGCCAGCACAGUUCCAGCACAGUUCCAGCCGACUUCCAUUCUUUGAUUUAUGCUGUUUUGUCCGAGUGCUGCUUGUACCGAGCGGUGCAUGCAUCGAGGAGUUUUUGCGCCGCAUGGCUGUGAAAUCCAUGUGGGUUUAGUCACGUGUUAUUUUAUUUGCCAAGUGAUCUCUGACACAUAAAGCAGAAAGGUGCAGUUCCACUAUUGAAGUCGCUGAGGGCCAAAUGUAUCCACGCACCUCCCCGUGGAUAAACAAGGCAUCGCAUAGCUCAGGCUGUUUAGGGGUGUCCUCCGCUAACGUUAUGUCAUCGCUGGGGAUUAAAUUAACACAGGGGGCCUGCAGGGGUCCAUGAAAGGAGCGGUCAUGAACAAGUCACAGACCUUUCACGGAGUCACCAUGGAAAGCUGGGAACUUUUGAAUCGCUUCAUCUGUUUCCUCACUGAAUUAUAAUUCCGAUAUGGAUCAUAAUCUAAACAGAUUGCUUGCUUAUAUUCUGAACUGAGGGAGCGAGGCAAGGAUUGAGAGAAUUUCCUCUUGCAAGGGUGAUAGGGUUAACAAUCAGUCGAAGAUGGUGGUGGGAGUGUAAGUAAGGUUAAAGGCUCAAGGAUUUAAGUGGGGCAACUUAUGGUAUUUGUCUACGGGUCUCUAAUCCUGAACCCCAGACAAAAGAGACUUCAAACAACAGCAACAUGUAUGAAUUUAGCUCACUGUGUAAGAUAUAAUGGCAGUAAUUUACAUGCGUAAAAUAUGGAUAUAUUUGAGGAAGACAAGAGGAAGGGAACAUAUAAUCAUCAUAAUGGCAAGAAAGCAGUCAAGUCAAAGUCGGUCUUUUGUCGCAAACUACUGACAGAGAUGAAUGGCGGAGUCUUUUUAAAGUCCUUUCUCGUGCCUCAUUCUGGUGGGCACAUAAGCUUUUGCUGUGGAUGAGCAGUUAGCCAUCAAGCCCCUCACUGAGAUGAGAUGGGCUCGCAAGAAGAUUUGGGAUGAAAUCAGAGAAUCGGAUUAGCCAAAACGACUCAAUUGGAAUAAAUCGACCUAAGAGUAAUACCUUGGUAAAACAGAUCUUUAGCAUUUGAUUAGGUAAUGGAGGAGAAGCGAGUCUUUAAACAGCCUCCUGCUGUAGCGAGGUGCUCCAAACCUCCAUACCAGGCCUCGGGGCUGCUUUAACAAGAUGAUGACAUCACAUGUCUGCGUGCUGUAGGUAAUUCGAUUUCAACGUAAUUUAAUCUGAGCAUUUACUUCUGUAGCCAUACUUCUCAGAUCAUUCAAGCCUACUGUUAGUUAUAGCAUCACAAUAAGAACAAAACCCUUUCAAAACAUAGCAUUGUUACGAAAAAAAAAAAAAAUCUGAAUAACUGUUGUUUAAAGCAUGACAAUCUGUCGCACUGUAGCCAAAAAUUAUAAUUUGAAGCCUGUCGACUUGUGUAUUGUUUCUUUUGUACAGUAACAUAACAUGACCAUUUGCAUACUUUUACUCUCCUCGCAAUUCUGGAAUCAAAAAGGUAAAACAAAAGUAACUCAAGCUAGGACGGGUUCCAUCGCCCCCGCUGAGAACAGGGUGCAAUCCUUCACUUAUCAAGAGCGAAAAGUUUGUCGCGUCCGCAAAGUUGCAACUGCAUCCCUUCUGUGCCCCCUGUGGAGCGGCGAGUGUGAGACAGCGGGGGAUAACCAUAUGCUAUCAAAGCACUCCCUUCAAAAGCUCCCGUCUUUAAGCCACAAAACUGUACUAUCGCCACACAAACCGGACAAAUAAAUACGACUGAACAGUCCCAUGUUUAACGUGUGAGCGAACACUUGGCUCUGAUGUGUCUGUGCUCAAAAGAGGGCUCGUAAAUGUGAGUCAAAAUGCUAUGAAAAAUACUGCUGCUGGUGGAUAAUUAAAAUAUUUAUGAUUCCCUUUCUAGUCCCAGUUAUCAAAGGUUAAUUUGUACUCAACCCUCAUUUCAAUUGUGCCGCCGUAAAGUUCCACGUUAUUUCCCACACGGGUCAGGACGAAGGCUUUCAUUAGCCAAAGGUAGGCGCCGUAAUCGUCGGAGGAGUCGUAAGCUGUCCUAACAGCUUCUGGGGUCUUAUUGCAGCGGCCAUUCGCCCCAUGCCACGUGGCCUCCUCGACCCCAGUCAGACAUAAGCUUUAUGGGAAAGCACAUUAACUUGCUCCUGGGGUCACCUCUCCUUUAUCAACGGCAAUUCCGCAAAACCAAGUGUUUAUGAACCCGGAGCGCUGCUGAUUAUUAUCUAUAUUAGAGUUUGAGGAUGACCGUCAAGUCGCCAGUUCAGGAAGCGGCACAGAUGCUGAGCAAUAUCUUUUGAGUCUUGUCCCUGGAUUGCAGUUGUUGACCUAACAUGUACUAUAUAUCCAUGUCUUCCAUUGUGAAAAAAAUACACGCAAUAAAUAUGCAUUUACAACAAUAUUUUAUAAUUAUUUUAUUGUAUGUAUUUGAGGUACAAUUGUUCCGCCGCCCUCCAAAAUCAGUUUUCCAGUCGGGAGCGGUUUUGAAAAACAAGAUACCUUGGCUAAAUCCCCACUAACAGCAGGGAAAGUUAAAGUCCAAAGUGGAAAAAAAAAAAAAGGAUAUUUAAAUUCUAACUUGACUGAUUCAUUUUCCUCGCUUCCGGAUUUAAUAAAGAAAGUGUUGGCAGUCCAGGUGAGAAAAGACUUUAUUGGAACCAGAUCUUGUUUUUCAAACCCGUGAACAGAGAGAGACUCGCGUGUUUAGAGAAAGGCCGUCGUCUGUGGCUGUGAAUGACGGCGAGCUAACAUAUGUACAGGGGACGGGUGUCAGUAGAGUGGGCCUGCUUACCACCCCAUCACUGUUUCAAGAUCCUUUCAGCUGGCCUGCAAUGAUGGAUGGUGAUAGCCCUGUGUCUUUGUACACACUGGAGGGGGGCAACUGUUGUCAGCGGACAGAUAGCGGCAGCCAGGAAGAAAAAGAUGUAGCCGCAGCUUAAUGUCCUUCUCUGGUGCUGUGCAUGCUCUUUCCUAUUUGCUUUUCCCUUCACGGCACGGUUAACAUCAUAAAUUAACCUUUCCAAGCCCCCCUGUGCUCGGAGACUGGUGCGCCAAAAGAGACAGGGAGGGAGAAAAAUAGAUCUAUGUUAUGCAAUGCCGCAGCACUGGCGAGAUACAUAGCUUGUUAUAACAUUGAGACAUUUUUUUCUGGAUGGAGAAUGAAGCAACACAGUGAGACAAACACUCUUUUAUGUGCAUGUCCUGUGUUCUUCAACACAUCGGUAGGAGGCUGCUUUUCGUUCCCCGGCCUUGAGAUGUAAAUGAAACGGAUGAAACAAAAUGUGUUGUUGAUCCGUCCCUUCUGUCUGUAAAUAGGAUGUAAAUACCAUACAGCUAUGCAUGCAAAUAUACAGGCAAUUUGUUCAGGUACUUUUGUAAUCCAGAUUACUCAUACGGCAUGUGAUAAAAAAAAGGGAAAAAAAAGAGAAAUAAACUCAGAAGAGGAUGGUUUGUUAGCAAGAUUUUUUUGCUGUUUUCUUACUGACACCUAACGCAUCGGCCUGCCAUAGAAUAUAGCGCUCGGCUCAUUUUAUCCUCCAACAUUUCAUACGGUGGGGCUGAUGCAGAGGGUUUGUGGAAAAGCUGUGUCCGGACAAACUCUCUGUAGAUGUGUUUUUAUCGCCUCUGCACGUGCUCAAGCCUACGCUUGAUAAUGACUGACAUAUCCACGCUGUCUAGAACUAAGAAACGCAAUGGCAGUUUAGAGGUAGAGAACACUGGAAAGCUUUUUGAGUCAUCCGCCAAAAAGGGCAUCACCAGCUUUAAAAAGUGCUGCUUAGCGCAAAAAAAAAAAAAAAAAAAAGUGGAAUCAUUUGAAAAAGCUGGUCCGACAAGACGCGCAUGACUCGCUCCGAUUUCUCCAAUGCCUGUAUUCAAAGAGGAAGAAAUUGUCUUUCCCAUUUCCAAAAACGCGUCCGGUGAUGAUCGAAAUGCCAAAUUUGCCUCUGCCCAGCAACUCUAAUGCAACAUUUUAUUAACAGUAGCAAAGGAGGGCGUUGGGAGGAAAUGUUUUUGAUUUGUACAUUUACUUUCAUGUCAAACACUGAAAUCCUCGGACGCUCGUGGUAGAUGGAAGUGUCUAAUUUUUAACCUGUGCUAAAGAUAUUUUAAAUUUA
This is a messenger RNA of Synchiropus splendidus (mandarinfish), 8950 nucleotides long. RefSeq names its product v-maf avian musculoaponeurotic fibrosarcoma oncogene homolog a (paralog a) (gene mafa). The transcript has 3 exons. The record is from RefSeq and is a predicted model, not a curated record. The coding region runs from base 322 to 1317 and encodes 331 amino acids. Lineage: Eukaryota; Metazoa; Chordata; Actinopteri; Syngnathiformes; Callionymidae. Gene Ontology annotation, biological process: regulation of transcription by RNA polymerase II. Gene Ontology annotation, cellular component: nucleus. Gene Ontology annotation, molecular function: RNA polymerase II cis-regulatory region sequence-specific DNA binding; DNA-binding transcription factor activity, RNA polymerase II-specific.